GUCCUCUUUAACCUCAUUCAGGAUCAGAUAUAUUGAUUCUAGUUGCAUUUUCGAGGAAGCAGCCCGCUUGACGUCUUGCAUGCAGCAUACCCGCUGAACUUCUAUGUGUUUGAAAACGGAUGAAGCCUUUGCUUAUAAGACAUACACUGCAAGAUUAUCAGGGGCAAUUGAAAGACCAUCAGGUUUACCAUGACUCCAUCAUCGUUCUUAGGCCUUGAGGGCCUUCAUGUCUUCAUUACUGGUGCUGCAGGAGAUAUCGGUAGGCGGGCGGUGCAGGAAUUCUUAGACCAAGGAUGCAAAGUGACGGCGUUUGAUCUGCAUGAUGUGGAAUUACCUGAAUCAGUUAGAAAAGACGUGGACGCUAGACUCCAUGUCCUCAAGGGUGAUGAUACGAACGAGGAAUCUAUCCAAUCCAGCAUCUCCCAAGCCAGCAGACGCCUCGGCCCCAUCAAUGUUCUCGUUGUCAAUUCUAUCCCUGCUGGACAAGGCAGUGAACUUCCCAUCUGGGAUCUGCCCUUGGACACCUGGGAGAAGACGUCUCGAGUCAACGUAAGAGGAACGUUUCUCACAAUUAAGCACUUCCUGCGAGCUGCUCAAUCAGCCCAGCAGACUCUCGGCAAGGAGCUGCAUAAUCUGGCUAUCGUCGUGGCAGGAGGAGAGCUACUUGGGAAGGCAGACUUGCACACUGAGUUGAUCCAGAAAGUGAAGAAGGAUAUAGUCCGUCUCAACAGGCAGGCGAGGAUCAACAUCAUUGCCCCAGUUGAUACCACAGGGACGCAACCAAACAUAUCUCACUCAACCACAACAGACUCAAUUUCCCGGACCAUAGCAUUCUUAGCCUCCCAUCGCGCAGCCGGACACCUGACAGGCCAAUGCCUCAAUCUGAAUAACAACACGCAAGGCGGAUCUACCUCAACCAGCCUUACCCCGUCCAUCCCCAGAGGCCUUUCCAGACUCAGCAAAAAAAUCCGCGUCGUCGUAUCCAUCGACCUAGACGCCGUCUCUGGCUGGCUCGGCACCGGUCACCACCCAGACAACAUCCUCGCCGACUACUCAGCGGGCUUCUUCGGCGCCAAAGUCGGCGUCCCACGUCUGCUGCGCAUGCUCAAGAAGCUCAACCUCGCCGACCGCUGCACAUGGUUCAUCCCGGGCCACUCCGCGGAGAGCUUCCCGGAUGAAGUACGCCAAGUAGUUGACUCCGGCUGCGAGAUAGGACUCCAUGGCUACGCCCACGAGGGGGCCUACCAGAUGACGGUGGAACAAGAGCGCGACGUGCUGGUCAAGUGUAUCGACAUCGCCACAAAACUCACGGGCAAGAAACCAGUUGGUUAUCGAGCUCCGUUAUACCAGCUCCGCGAGUCAACUCUAGACCUGCUGGAAGAAUUCGGCUUCGAAUACGACUCCUCCAUAACCGAGCACGACAGCCACCCCAUCUUCGCCCCUCGCCGCCCACCCAUCCAAACCAUCGACUUCUCCCAGCCUGCCUCAAGCUGGAUGCAUCCCCUCCCACCUUCCUCAGACCGACGCCCUCUCGUCUGCGUUCCUUGCAACUGGUAUAUGGAAGACAUGACCCCGAUGCAGUUUCUUCCCCACGCGCCGAACUCGCACGGCUACACGGACUCGCGGGUCAUCGAGAACAUGUGGAAAGAUCGGUUCCUCUGGAUUCGGGAGAAUGAGGAGGAGCCGGUGUUCCCCGUGCUGAUGCAUCCUGAUACGAGUGGCAUGGUGCAUGUGAUUGGCAUGUUGGAACGGAUGUUGGGAUGGUUGAAGGAGUGGGGGGAGGAUGAGGUGGAGUUUUGUCAGUCGCAGGAGGUGGCGAAGUGGUUUAGGGAGAAAGAGAUGGGGAAGAAGGAGUAGAGAGAUAGAUGGAUAGUAGUGAGGGAGGGUUUUAGGUGAUAUUGGGGAGGGGGGUAGUAAUGUUAUUCAGCUACGGUGACAAGUUACGUCUAUAACUUACUAGAAGUGUGAGUAACUACUGGAAAAAGAAAGAAUAUUUUAGAUAUCGAGG
Molecule: messenger RNA, 2008 nt
Organism: Aspergillus welwitschiae
Lineage: Eukaryota; Fungi; Ascomycota; Eurotiomycetes; Eurotiales; Aspergillaceae
Product: 3-oxoacyl-ACP reductase/polysaccharide deacetylase family protein
Exons: 5
Coding region: 190-1857 (555 amino acids)
Biological process (GO): carbohydrate metabolic process
Molecular function (GO): hydrolase activity, acting on carbon-nitrogen (but not peptide) bonds
Source: RefSeq, a predicted model, not a curated record